Helobdella robusta is the source of this 579-nucleotide messenger RNA. RefSeq lists its product as hypothetical. NCBI's taxonomy places the organism in Eukaryota, Metazoa, Annelida, Clitellata, Rhynchobdellida, Glossiphoniidae. The record is from RefSeq and is a predicted model, not a curated record. The transcript is spliced from 2 exons. The coding region runs from base 1 to 579 and encodes 192 amino acids. Gene Ontology annotation, cellular component: UDP-N-acetylglucosamine transferase complex. Gene Ontology annotation, biological process: dolichol-linked oligosaccharide biosynthetic process.
AUGCCGGACUGGAAUGUUCCCACCAUGAUCGUUCUCGGGUCAGGGGGCCACACAAGUGAGAUGUUGAAGCUAGUCAGUAAAUUACCCAUCCCUUAUCAUCCCAGAACUUAUGUGUUGGCAGACACAGACAGACUGAGUGAAGCAAAAGUGCAUGCACUUGAAGAACUAUUGAAUGAAUCAUCCAACCACCACGAUCAACAUCAGAUCAACAAACACCAACAACACAAAAUAUUGAAGAUGAAACGAAGCAGAGAAGUUCAUCAAUCGUGGUCAUCAACAAUUUUGACAACUGCACAUGCUUUGAAAGAUUCGUUGGUCAUCAUGAUUGAAGACCGACCAGACCUCCUUCUAUGUAAUGGACCUGGAACCUGCGUACCACUGUGCUUUAUUUUGUUCCUCUUCAGAGUUCUCUGCAUAUUGCCUAGAUCAAAAAUUAUCUUCAUUGAAAGUAUUUGCAGGGUUAAAUCAUUGUCGCUGACUGGUAAAAUAUUGUACCACAUUGCUGAUCAGUUUGUUGUUCAAUGGCCUUCUUUGACCAAAGUUUAUGACAGAGUAACAUAUUUAGGAAAGAUAUUUUAA